AUGCGCUUCCAAUCGCGUGUAUCGACAUCCACCGUCCACGAACUCCUCUUUGUCGACGAUUGCGUCCUCAAAACCACCUCGGAAAUGGACAUGCAAAGGAGCAUGGAUCUCUUCUGCUGUGGCCUGCGAGAACUUCGGCCUGGUAAUUAAUACGGAGAAGACGGUGGUCAUGCACCAACCGCCAUCCAACACAGCCCACAAAGUGCCGCAAUUCAGCGUGAACGAAACCCAAAUGCAAAUGGUGGACAAAUUCCCGUACCUCGGUAGAACCCUCUCCCGACGACGAAGUCGCCUGCAGAAUUUUUAAGGCCAGUCAAGCCUUCGACAGCCUCCGAAGCACAGUUUGGAAUCGUCAUGGUCUCCAGCUCAACAGCUAACUAAAGAUAUACACGCCCGUCAACCUGCCGACGUUGCCAUAUGGUGCGGAGACUUGGACGGUGUAUAACAAACAGGCACGGAGAUUCAAUCACCUCCACCUUAGCUGUCUUCGACGGAUACUGAAACUGCGUUGGCAGGACCGAAUCCUGGACACUGACGUACUGGAGCGGACGGGAAUCCUCAGCAUCUACGUCAUGCUAAGACAACUGCAACUGCGUUGGAGCGGCCACCUCGUGCGGAUGGACGACGAGCGACUACCCAAACGACUCUUCUAUGGAGAUGUCGUCAGGAGUUGCAUCCGGCAAGGAGGCCAAAUUCGCCGAUACAAGGACAUACUAAAGACAUCUCUGAAGCGCCUGCCGAUCAACCCAGCCGACUGGAAAAACCUCGCUAGAGACCGACCGAACUGAAGGAAGAUAGUGAAGACAGGCGCUGCGAUCUGUGAAGCCAACCGCAUCGCCGCCGUGAAAGCCAAACGAGAAGCACACAAAUCUCAGCUGCGCCCACCUCGCAACGCCAACGCCCCACCGCCCCCACGUGUCUACGGUGUCAGCGGGCAUUCCGGGCGCUAAUUAGACUUGUUGGACACCUUCGAACCAACUUCAGCACUCGGACUGCACCAACCGCCGUCUCACCGUUCACCUCCCCCUCGCCUCCUACGCCGACAACUAACUCUGACCGCCCUCCCGAACCACCAUUUCCAUCCUCCUCUUAUCCCACUGCCUCAAAGCCUGCCGCGCACAUUAACACUGCACACAAUCCUGAAUCAUCCUCAACCAUCAACAUCACCACCGCCGACACCAUUGGUGAGGACCCGGUCUAUACCUAUCCUCAUUGCGACCGCACCUUAACCCCACGCAUCGGCCUGAUCGGUCACUUGUGAAUCCAUCGCACAGAGACUGACGACCCAGUGCCUGGAGCACCAACUUACGUUCGCCGCAUCCGCCUCCACUGUCCACAUUGAACCCGCACAUUUAUUCAUCGCAAGGAUCUAUUUGACCACAUGCCCGUCCACGAAAACCUGCAGUAGACAGCCGCCGGCUGAACCACACCACCACAUCCCCCCUCACCACCAUCUCCUCGCACAUCAGCACCACCCUCCGCAAGCAUCCAGUUGUCACCUCCCACACAAGUGGGAAGUGUGGGUCUCGACUCACUCUCCGUGCGGCUCCUGCUGCACCGGUGACUCGAGCUUGAGACUAUCCCGACGCGUCAAGCGCCGUGGACAGGACGGCUGCUGAUUGACGCCCCAACUCUGUCCACGCAGUCCGUCCAAUUGUGUGUGUAUGUUUGUGUGGAGUAGCGGAUUGGUGGGCUGGGGGCCGGGCCGAUAGAGCUCCUUCCACAGAAUUCUCACGUAAGUGAGAGAUACGCCGCUCAACCCACGUUGUGUGAAAUCCUGGGGCUUGCGUUGGGGGGGCCAGGUCGUGCAUGUGACGCGCGCAGACAAGGUCAUUAGGUCAUGUCAGCCACUGCGCCUAUUCUCCGCAUCAGUCAACUGACCGGUUCGGACAACGACUGAGGCCUGGGAAUGGGAAGGGAGAGUGAGGUCGACGACUCAGCGCAUUUCAUUCCCCACUAUAAACAGUCUGACGCGCCUGAAGCUAUCACGGUACGCUAAAAGCCAUGGCUCGGAAGGUUGCUAACUGAUGGCAUAACUUGGACCUCGCAGUCUGCCCAGUGUUGUGCGUUUGUGUAGAGGGGUCGGCUGGUGGUCUGAGAGUCAGGCUACAAUGGCUCUUUCUUAAUGUGGCCUUCAUAGCUCUCCCGCUUGGUGUGAUCCGAGCCGGGCGUGGCGGCACGCCCACGUGCGGCUUCGGACGUGCCAGCUCCAAUCUCUGUUGUUGCUGGUCAAAAACCUGAUGAUUUGCUGUGUGGACCAGGGGGUGUGGAAUGGAACGUCAAGAUGCGGGCUCGACCGUGCAAUCCACCUGCGUCCUCCCAUUCUCCGGUCUUCUGGACUCUGUCUUGACGCCGAGCUCAGGUGGGGGGAGGGAGGAGAGAGUGUGGUAGAUGCUGCGCAAGUAUACUAUCACUUUGUACUAAUUCACGCCCGUCACUAUCCCUGUCCGCCUUGCUCUGGAGCAGACGGUGGACAUCUUCGGCAACGAAGGUCGAACUGUCGUCUGUGUGUGUGUGAAAAAAUAUCUGUAUAACAGGAUAUAUGAGUGUAAAGCAGUACACUUGAGUUUUUAUUUUAGGUCUUUAUUCGUUCGUUCUUCCUUUUCCAUAUCAUAAAUUAGCGCAAUGGAGUCCUGGUUAAGCUACACCAGCUGAAUGAAAUGGCGCUUUCAAACGUCCACCCAAGGAGUUAUUGUCUUUAUUUUCCAAUCGAAACGGCUGUACUUCAUGUUAGACCUAUAUGCAUUUGUAUUAUGAAUACAAAUAGAGCUCCAUUUCAUUCAUAGAUGUAGGCUAGCCAUGCGUUCGAAAACACGAGGUUACCCAGUGAAAACGGCAGCGUACGUAGGCAUGAUUGUUUUCUCAUGCAUAUUAGGUCAUAUUUUAUGGAGAUUAUGCAUUUUCUAUUAAAUAACAACGUAUGUUCUUUUUUCGAGGUCAUCCUAUAUUACUUGUAAGGUGUCUCAUUAUGGAUUUAGUGUUCCUCAUGAGCAUAAGAGCUACCAGUAUUCGCAGAGUGUGGUUGGAAAAUUACACGGUGUGAAUAUGUGUUGUCACACCACUUUUAGGUCGAAAUUCAUAGGUCUUCAGUCAGGGAGUUGCUAUUACUCAAAUAAACGAAAGCAAAUAUGGAAUAAAGCAAACAAAUAAAGAGUUCACGUUGCAAAUUCGAAACUUAGUUACUAACGAUAAGAUACGCUUAAAGACUAGGUUGUAGAGUUCAGAGCAUAGAAAAAGUUUUGUCAACAGCAAAUUCAGUUCUGGUGAUCAUGUUAAGCAUCGGAAUAGGAGAAGGCCUGAUGGACAGGACAGGUUAUUCAUCGAAAGCAAAUCUGUGAUAGCAGAUGCGAACACUUUUACAAAUGCCAGCGCCGUGGACAAACUCACGGGCGAAAUCGGAUAUCAUUAUCUAAAUACCUAAAAACUUAUUCACGGUCGAAGGCGACUUCAAAAGUCCGAAAUCCCAAUUUAAUAAACAUCAUUCUCCAAGUGGAUAUUUUGACGCGUUCUUCUGUAAACACGAGAAGAUUUUCCUAUCUCCCAAUGAGAGAGCGAUGCAGCACUGGGGAACAAAUUCCCCAAACUGCCUGACCCGACGUCAUCCACAGACGGCACACUGGUACACAACCUGUCGUCAAAGGAACUGACGAAGGAGCGGGUAUAGGUUUUACGACACGAAGCCUCAGUCAACACAGCUGGUGCCAAACCUGUCCACAUGAUUGCAGCAGUGAAAUCGGUCAUUAAUCAGACGGACGCGACGGAGGAGACGAAGAACCUUAUCCGACACCGAAUCUUGUCCCUCCUUAUGUCUCACAGGCAGCGCGAAAUACUCCCAAGGGUCGAACGCGAUGCACUAAAAGAACUCAAAGCUGACAAGGACAUUGUUAUCAUGCCCGCGGACAAGUGGCGUUCGACCGUCGUAUUGGACAGAACAGACUACCUUCAGAAGGCCAAAAACCUACUGGAGGAUAGCCAAUUAUAUGUCCCAUGUGAAACCAACCCCGUAAAAACGCUGAUACGCGAAAGUACUGCGACAAUGUUGGCACUGGAGAACUCGGGUACAAUAACAUCGACCGACGGACGCAGGUCGAGAGCCCAAGAAACGACCUUGACCCGGUUCUGUGGUCUCCCCUAGGUGUACAAAGAAGGCGUUCUUCUCCGGCCCAGAAUAUCGCUCAAAAUCACUCCAACGAACGAACUGACAAAUGGCUGUUUUGAUGUCUCACAUUUCUGACCGCUGAUUCGAACACCACAGUCUGUUUGUCAACACAAUUCUUGGAGAAGCUCAAAGGGGUAAGUCUUUUGCCAGAUGAGGUCGUGGCAUCUUUUGAUGUCACGACCCUCUUUACUUCUAUCCCGUCGAGCUACUCCUACAAAGCAAAUACGAUGAAACGGAGAAUCGUCUCGGACAUGCUCAAGUCCUUCAGCUCCCAAAGUUCCGUCUCAGGACGUACUUCACGCUUGGUGGAGCAAUCUAUAAGCGCGUGAGGGAAACACCAAUGGGUUCGCCGAUUUCGGGAUGCAUCGCCGAGUCGGUCCUCUACCGGCUAGAGUCGCUGGUCUUCCAACACUACAGACCGAAAUUAUGGGCUCAGUAUAUGGACGAUACCUUCAUCGUUAUCGAACGGGAUUAGGUGCUAACGUCCGAUAGCGUAUCCCCGACAUAGAAUUUACGAGGGAGGAGAAAGAAAAUAACCAGCUGGCCUUCCUUGAUGUCCUCGUCUGUCUCGAAGAGUGUGGUAGACCAAAAACCAAAUUAUUCAGGAAAAAGACGGACACGACGUCAAUACUGAACUUCAACAGCAACCACCCAAUCAGCCAUAAAUGCAGUUGCGUAAGAACGCUAUAUCGGCGUGUUGAGACGCACUGCAGUGAACCAGAAGACAAGAUUGCCGAAUCCCAAUAUCUUCGACGGGUUUUCCGAGAAAAUUUGUCGACCGGUGCAGGCGCAAACGAGACGAGAAGCAAAAUCGUACUGACCCCAAAUUGUGACGAGCGAUCACGUACAUCAGGAACGUCUCCGAGGCUGUUAGUCGCCUUCUCACAAAACUUGGGGUUGGAGUGGCGCACAGACCGAAGGCCACAAUAAGGCUCAGGCGAAGACUAAAAGACCUACUGCCACGGCAAGAAACAUCUGGAGUCGUUCACCGGAUCUGGUAAGGUUGUGGACAAAGCAACUACGUCGGAGAAAUUAGAAGACUGCUCCGGAGGCGAAUUGCCGAACACGCGGCAGCGGUACGGAGAAAUGACGUCAACUCUCAGGUCGCGGCGCAUUCGAAAAGAGCCGGCCACACAUUCAAGUUCGAUGAGGCCGAAAUUCUCGCAAGAGGGAAUAAUCGCGUGAACCACGAGUUGCUUGAGUCAUGGUUCACGGGACCUCAGUCAAUCAACAAGUGAAACGACAUCCCCACUCCAUAUUCCGUGCUGAAGCAUAGUCUGGCCAGAGUAAUUAACCACUCGGGGGUUCGCAGGCCGGUGAGCCAGAUGACCGAGCCAUCAUCACGCCAUCAUCCAACACGGGUGAUUAAAUUUCGGCAAUUGACAACUUUCAUGCCGACCGUCAAGCAGCUAGCGUACCAGUGGGCAACAAUUCUUGAGUACGAGGAGCGCGGUUAAUCACUAAAGCAUGGCAACUACAUCCUAUAAAUGCUGCAACUUCCUGUGCACGAAUCCCCCGUUUCUGUCACUGUCUCUGAUGAUGGGUUCGAGUGAGAAUCCGAAACGUCAGGUGAGUAAAGCCCUUGUUUCAACGAUCGCUUCUUUUUCUUUAUCAUCAUCAUCAUCCUAUUAUUAUUAUUAACUAGUUCCUGGAACUCGCAUCUUUGCUUGUAUCGAUAAUUACAAGGCUAUUUGCAACAAGACGCACUUCGACUGGGUACCAGUUAACACCGCAUAAAUGAUGCGAUGGUUUAGAUGUAACUGUCUGUUUAAUGCACUCAAUUCUUCAAAUAAUUAUUGUCGCCACCGAAUCAGCCAGCGAAGGGCAGGAAAAAGUCAUGUAUGCGAAUUCUUAUAAAACGCUAAGAAUCAGGCAGUAAUUGUAAUAAUUCUGCUAACGAAGUUGGUGCAUGGACGCUCAUUGAAUAUGUAUGUUGGCCAGUAUGAGGAUGGUGCACAAAUGUAGCAGCCGGAAAUUAACCCACAAGUUCACAACUAGAUUGGUAGAUAGUGUCUCCCUGAUUUAUAACCUUAAAAUCACUGCUUAUUAUGCGAAAGGGGAUCACGGUUAUUUUAAGGUUGAGAAAAUGUCCAUGACAGUAUCCAGAAGACUGUUUGGCGAACAGGGUGUUGGUGGUACCCAGUUGUAGAUCAACGUAAAGGUCGUAGGUGGUCUCUCACCUGCUUGCAGGUGUUUAAAUAACAGAGACCCAAUUCUCACAUGUGGUUCCCCGAAGAUAGUCUCUGCCUAGCAGUCGCACCCAGGUAACCGCUUCGGCCGAAGUGGUAAACCAGGUGAUGGUAUCCAUGUGUGUAUCUCCAAACACGGUCAUCCUCUCCUCUCCCACCGCCGUCGGCCAUAAGGUGCAUUGCAUCGUUAUCUCCAAAAUGAGGCUCCGUCUGAAACCCCGCAGGAGGCCACAAAGCAAGUGACCCCCCAGGUAAGCUGAAUACAGCUUGGUUGACUUUGUCUGCUCACCCUUGCAUUACAGCAGUCAUCAAGCUACUGACCCAGUGGCUGAACUACCUGACCCCUUUCUACCCCUGUGCACGUUUUCUCCGCCCUUCUCCUCUGCCCUUCACUCUCUCUACUCUCUGUUCAACUCUAUUUCCCCACUGUCGAAAGUCUAACGGCGAGGGCGACAUGCAAUGACGUAGGCGACCCAGGCCAUUCGUCGUUCUCUCACUAAACCAAAUGACCCGUUGUGGAGAGUUGUAUCCGUCUGGUGAGACAAAACAGUCCUAUUCAUGGAGAGCACGGAUUUCCUCCGCGAGGGGAAGGGGACUAUAAUGGGUGCCCUAAACAAAGCUGGGUUUACGAUAUCGCGCGCAGACCGUGGCUUGCAGACUGCUAAACAUGCGGUAGAAACCAAAACGCAAGCACUACUCCCUCUCAUCCUCCCUCUCUUCCUCCGCCCCGUCCCACCCCACAGGCUGUUAAAGUGAGUCCGCUCACACUGACAGCCUGGAAUGUUCGUCCCCUUUUAGACAAUCCGAGGAGCAACCGACCGGAACGAAUGACGACGCUAGUGGCUCAGGAACUGGCGCGCUACAAGGUUGAAAUCGCUGAACUCAGCUUGACCCGGUUCUCCGAGCAAGGUCAAGUGGAGGAGGUGGGUGCCGGUUACACCUUCUGGAACGACCGACUCAGGGCGUCGCCUUUUACCAUCGGAAACGACAUCGUGGGACGACUGCCCCCUCUGCCGCAGAGUAUCGACGGCCGACUGAUGAGCCUGCGUCUGCCUCUUCGGUGA
Molecule: messenger RNA, 7412 nt
Organism: Spirometra erinaceieuropaei
Lineage: Eukaryota; Metazoa; Platyhelminthes; Cestoda; Diphyllobothriidea; Diphyllobothriidae
Source: the annotation of a GenBank genome assembly